CAUCUUUUUAAAGUCUUUCAAAAAUCCCUAAUAUUUAUUGUGAAUUGUUGCUAAUUUGUGAGGAAAAGUAAAUUUGUAGAAACCAUUAUGCGUGAUGUUUGAUGUCUUUUAUUUUGAAGGGAUGCCUCGGAAGCUCUGUGUCUUAUUCAGUGUAACUUUGCACCUUUGGCAGAGCCGGGCAGCAGUAACAUGCGGAGCAGCUGAUGCUGCGCGCGGGCUAAAAAUAAUCAACGUUUUACACUUCGACUCUCACUGUAUUCUUGGUCUUUUCUCUUUUUGUCUUCUCUUCUUCUUUUAUAUUUUUGACUCCGACAUCUGGAAUGAAACGUUGUCAUUAAGGAUUAUCACUUUUCUUCGAGGUCGACUCGAGGCUCGCGCGUCGGGGGCAUGGCCCUGUCGUUUUGCGGCAAUGACCGGGGCAUCAACUCCUACAGCGUGGCGGGGGGCAUGCUCAACAAUGGCUGCUUCGUGGACGCCCUCAACCUCGUCCCCCACGUCUUCCUGCUCUUCAUCACCUUCCCCAUCCUCUUCAUCGGUUGGGGCAGUCAGAGCUCCAAGGUGCAGAUCCACCACAACACGUGGCUCCACUUCCCCGGACACAACAUGCGAUGGAUACUCACCUUCUCGCUGCUGUUCGUCCACGUCUGCGAGUUCGCGGAGGGCAUCGUCUCCAACAAGGAGAUGCUCACCAACCACCUCCAUCUCUUCAUGCCGGCAUUCAUGGGCUUCGUGGCAGCCACGACGUCGGUGGUUUACUACCACAACAUUGAGACGUCCAACUUCCCCAAACUGCUGCUCGUCCUCUUCAUCUACUGGGUGCUGGCCUUCAUCACCAAGUCCAUUAAGCUGUGGAAGUUUGCAGAGCACAAAGUCGGCCCCCAGCACCUGAGGUUCUGCAUCACGGCGGUGCUGGUGGUGCUGUACGGACUUCUGAUGGCCGUGGAGAUCAACGUCAUAAGAGUCAGGAAAUACGUGUUCUAUGCCAAGCCCCAAAAGGUGAAGCCUCCAGAAGACUUGCAGGAUUUGGGUGUUCGUUUCCUGCAGCCGUUUGUCAACCUGCUGUCCAAGUCCACGUAUUGGUGGAUGAAUUCUCUCAUCAUCGGAGCCCACAAGAGGCCCAUCGAGCUGAAGAAGAUCGGCAAGCUGCCCAUCGCCAUGCGAGCCCUCACCAACUACCUGCGGCUCAAAGAUGCCUACGAGGACCAGAGGACAGCCGAGGAUCCCAACCGCGCACCCUCCAUCUGGCGCUCCAUGCACCGGGCCUUCGGCCGCCCCAUCCUGCUCAGCAGCACCUUCCGCUACCUGGCCGACCUGCUGGGCUUCGCCGGGCCGCUCUGCAUCCUCGGCAUCGUGAAGUACAUGGACACCACCGACAGCUCCCCGCGGCCGCAGCACAUGACGGGCAACGCGACGCAUUUGGGCGUGUACUUCAUGUCCUCCACGGAGCUGCUGGAGAACACCUCGGUCCUGGCCGUGCUGCUCUUCCUGGCGUUGGUCUUACAGAGGACCUUCCUGCAGGCCUCGUACUACGUCGCCAUAGAAACCGGCAUCAACCUGCGGGGAGCCCUGCUGGCCAUGAUUUACAACAAAAUGCUGCGUCUGUCCACCUCCAACAUGUCCAUGGGGGAGAUGACGCUGGGGCAGAUCAACAACCUGGUUGCCAUAGAGACCAACCAGCUGAUGUGGUUCCUCUUCCUCUGCCCCAACCUGUGGGCCAUGCCCGUCCAGAUCGUGAUGGGAGUGAUCCUGCUCUACUACCUGUUGAACGUCAGCGCCUUGGUGGGGGCGGCGGUCAUCGUCCUGCUAGCGCCGGUCCAAUACCUCAUCGCCACCAAGCUGGCCGACACACAGAAAAGCUCCCUGGAACACUCGACGGAUCGUCUGAAGAAGACCUCGGAGAUCCUGAAGGGCAUCAAGCUGCUGAAGCUGUAUGCCUGGGAGAACAUAUUCUGUGACAGCGUGGAGGAGACCAGAGGCAAAGAGCUCACCAGCCUCAAGACCUUUGCUCUCUACACCUCCAUGUCCAUUUUCAUGAACGCUGCUAUCCCCAUCGCCGCCGUUCUCGCGACGUUCGUGAUGCAUCACUUCCUGAACGGGAAGGGUCCCGCUCCGUCGGAGGCCUUCGCCGCCCUGGCGUUGUUCCACAUCCUGGUCACGCCUCUCUUCCUGCUCUCCACCGUGGUGCGGUUCGCUGUGAAGGCGCUAGUCAGCGUCCAGAAGCUUGGUGAGUUUCUCCAGAGUGACGAAAUUGGAGACGACAGCUGGAGAAAUGGAGACAUGUUCGUUUCCAUGGAAGCAGGGAAAAAGACCCCGGGGGGGACCAAAGCCAUCAACAGGAAGCAGCCCAUGCGCUACCAGAUGGACAACUACGAGCAGCCGACCCGGCGUCAGAUGAGACCCUCGGAGACGGAGGAUGUGGCCGUGAAGGUGAGCAACGGAUCCUUCACCUGGGGAAGCAACCUGUCCACGCUGUCCGACAUCAACAUCCGCGUCCCCACCGGUCAGCUGACCAUGAUCGUGGGCCAGGUGGGUUGUGGGAAGUCCUCCCUGCUGCUGGCGAUGCUCGGCGAGAUGCAGACCAUCGACGGAAGAGUCCACUGGAGCAAGCUGCCUGAUAAUGAGACGCUCCAGGGGAACAUCAGUUGGUCAGUGGCAGAGGAGUCUGACGAAGACAUCAGGAGCAAGAACAGGUACUCCGUGGCCUACGCUACCCAGAAGUCCUGGCUGCUCAACGCCACCGUGGAGGAAAACAUCACCUUUGGAGGCCCAUUCAAUAAGCAGAGGUACAAGACGGUGAUCGACGCCUGCUCUCUGCAGCCCGACAUCGACCUGCUGCCCUUUGGGGACCAGACGGAGAUCGGAGAGAGGGGCAUCAACCUGAGUGGAGGUCAGAGGCAGAGAAUCUGUGUGGCCCGAGCGCUCUACCAGAACACCAACAUCGUCUUCCUGGACGACCCCUUCUCGGCGUUGGACAUCCACCUCAGCGAUCACCUGAUGCAGGAGGGCAUCCUCAAGUUCCUGCAGGACGACAAGCGCACCGUCGUCCUGGUGACCCACAAACUGCAGUACCUCAUACACGCCGACUGGAUCAUAGCGAUGAAAGACGGCUCGGUGCUGAGAGAGGGGACGCUGAAGGACAUCCAGACCCACGACAUCGAGCUUUACGACCACUGGAAGACCCUGAUGAACCGGCAGGACCACGGGCUGGAGAAGGACGUUCAGCAGGACAGUCAAACCACGCUGGAGAGGAAAACCCUGAGGAGAGCCUUCUACUCCAGAGAGGCCAAGAACCAGAUGGACGAUGAGGACGAAGAGGAAGAAGAGGAGGAGGAAGACGAUGACAACAUGUCAACGACCACUAACAGAAGAUCAAAGAUCCCGUGGAGGGUGUGCUGGUGCUACAUGUCCUCCGGGGGCUUCUUCAUGGUCUUCCUGAUGGUGUCCUCCAAGCUCCUCAAGCACGCCGUCAUCGUUGCCAUUGACUACUGGCUGGCGAUCUGGACUUCCACCAAGACCAGCGGGGUUGUGGACGGUAGAGCGGCCAACGCCACGGGUCCCCCCCCAGCGGCCGAGGACGACUCCCACUACCUGCCGGUGUUCAUCAUCCUGUGUGCGGCGGGGAUCACGCUGUGCCUCAUCACCUCUCUCACCGUGGAGUUUCUGGGUCUUUCUGCAGCCACAAACCUGCACCACAACUUGCUCAACAAGAUCAUCCACGCUCCCAUCAGGUUCUUUGACAUCACUCCUCUGGGCCAGAUCCUCAACAGGUUCUCCGCAGACACCAACAUCAUAGACCAGCACAUUCCUCCCACGCUGGAGUCCCUGACGAGGUCCACGCUGCUCUGCCUGUCGGCCAUCGGGGUCAUUUCCUCCAUCACGCCGUUCUUCCUCUUCACCUUGGUUCCCCUGGCGGUGGCCUUCUACUUCAUCCAGAAGUACUUCCGGGUGGCCUCCAAGGACCUCCAGGACCUGGAUGACUCCACACAGCUUCCUCUGCUCUGCCACUUCUCUGAGACCGCUGAAGGUCUCACCACCAUCCGAGCAUUCAGACACGAGGCUCGGUUCAAGCAGCGGAUGCUGGAGCUGACGGACACCAACAACACCGCCUACCUGUUCCUGUCGGCCGCCAACCGCUGGCUGGAGGUCCGGACGGAUUACCUGGGCGCGGUGAUAGUGCUGUCAGCAGCAGGAACCUCCAUAUGGGCCACCAGCUACGGCUUUUAUUCGGGAGGCCUCGUGGGCCUCGGCCUCACGUACGCCCUCACGGUCACCAACUACCUGAACUGGGUUGUGAGGAACCUGGCAGACCUGGAGGUCCAGAUGGCCGCCGUGAAGAAGGUCAACAGCUUCCUGGACACCGAGUCGGAGAACUACGAGGGAACUAUGGACGCCUCUCAGGUGCCUGAGAACUGGCCUCAGGACGGCGAGAUAAAGAUCCAGGACCUGAGCGUGCGCUACGACCCCGUCCUCAAACCCGUCCUCAAGCACGUCAACAUGUUCAUCGAGCCGGGACAGAAGGUGGGGAUCUGCGGUCGCACUGGCAGCGGGAAGUCCUCUCUGUCCUUGGCCUUCUUCAACAUGGUGGACAUUUAUGAAGGGAAGAUCGUCAUCGACGGGAUCGACAUCUGUAAGCUCCCUCUGCAGACCCUCCGGUCCCGCCUCUCCAUCAUCCUGCAGGACCCGGUGCUGUUCAGUGGGUCCAUAAGGUUCAACCUCGACCCCGAGAGGACGUGCACCGACGACCGGCUGUGGGAGGCGCUGGAGAUCGCUCAGCUGAAGAACAUGGUGAAGGCGCUGCCCGGAGGGCUAGAUGCCGUGGUGACGGAGGGCGGGGAGAACUUCAGCGUGGGCCAGAGGCAGCUCUUCUGUCUGGCUCGAGCCUUCGUCAGGAAGAGCAGCAUCCUCAUCAUGGACGAGGCCACGGCGUCCAUAGACAUGGCCACGGAGAACAUCCUCCAGAAGGUGGUGAUGACCGCCUUCGCGGACAGAACGGUGGUGACAAUCGCACACCGCGUCCACACCAUCCUCACGGCCGACACCGUCAUCGUGAUGAAGCGAGGGAACAUCCUGGAAUACGACAAACCGGAGACUCUGCUGGAGCAGGAGGACGGCGUGUUCGCCUCGUUCGUCCGCGCCGACAUGUAGACGCACUUCUUUCUGCUUUCGUCUUUCACCUUGAGAAGCAAUCACCAGUUUAUAUAUUUGAACAGUUUUACUUGAAUCAUUCAGUCGGCUGGUUAAAUUCUGCCUUUUUUAAAGAGAACACACGGAAUGCCAAAUAUCACUUGAGGGAUAAACAAGUUACUGAGCUCACUAAUAUCCAAAAACAUAUCAAGAAAACAAUGAAAUCAUUGGUGUUUUAAAAAGGUGUUGAGACUGCGCAGUGUUUCGAUUGAGGCUUUGUCCUUAAAGGAUCUUUAUCAAUCGAUAACACUUCAAACGUCUUUAAUAAUCACGUUAAACGUAUUUGACACACAUGAGUCUUUUUUUAAUCCUUAGCACAUGAGAAACUUGUAUUUAAAACAGUUUUCCAAAUAGCUUAAUGUUGUGUCUCUGCGCACAUGCAUGCAUUAAGCAUGGCAUCACUGUAAAGCAUUUUAAAUAUCUAAUAUUUUAUACCCUGCUGUAGUAUGUGCUCCAUACACUCAAUACGCAGCUUUUAAAAGCCCCUUUGAGAAGAUCAGCGUGACGGAUUUACUGCGUCUGUUUUAAAAAAAAAAUCUGCAACUAGUGGCCUGAAAGUCCACUCGCACUACUAGGAAUGACCACCAGGAGGUCCACCAGGAGGUCCACCGGUGCGCUCUGUUUUCCAGCUCAACUUUUCUGUCUUUAAUCUUUAAUACCCGGCAGGUCCAACUAGCUAUGUGCUGACAAAGAGGCAAAAUGAGCAGCUUCAGAGCCAGAAAUCGUCCUCUGGAGUUAGAGAACAAUAAAAGAGAGCGAUAAAAUGUCUGAUGUUCUGCUACCAAAAAAGUGGCCAAAAUCCUCAUUGUUGUUUCCGACGUAAUGAACGAUUUGUACGAUUGGAUCCCAUUGGAGGUCGUGGGAUCCAAAUGUUUCCAAUAACUUAUCCAGUAGAUGUUUUAAAGUCCAGAAUCCAACAUUUAUACGAAACAAUUCUGCUUUUAAACUAUAUUUGUUAGUGUGUAGCGUUCUGGUUGCUCUCCCGCUGGGUGGAGCAGCAUCUAACAGCACCAUAAACUACACCCAUAUAUCCAUAAUAGCUGAUGAUUACAUUAUGACAGACAUUCAAAGCUUCAUUUAAAAAACCCUCAAUUUGAUGCCUCGCUGUAGUCGACACAGCAGAUUCAUCAAAGCCUUUGACUUCUUCAGUAAAGCAGACAUUUGUCAGUGUGAGUCACUUUUGUGCUACGAGUUGUCGAUGCAAUCAGUCAACGGCACGUUAGCUUCAGAAAUGCACUUGGUGGUGAAACCAUCUGCGUCGCUCUGAAGCACCUUGCAUUUCAUUUGUGUGAAAAUGGCAAUGCUGUUCAUUUUGAGAUAUUAGUUUACUGUGUUCUUUAUUUAACACCAUCAGCCAGUGCGCUGUUUUUAAAACAAAAAAAUUGAGAACAGAAACCUUGAAUUAAUAUAGUUCUAAACAUUUUAAUCUUCAGCCUCUAUUUGUUGAAUUAUCCUCAUUGAUUUUUCUCGCUUAGCUUUUCAAAUGACUGAACUGUACAGACUAAAUCAACACGGUUUUUUAAGAUAAAAUAAGAUGUUUCAUCUCAAGAAGUCAUUAUUUUUCCUCCACUUGUAAACGUCUGCCGUUACUCCGACUUUAAGCUUCUUUUUUUACUGCGUGUGUGUUUCUGCUUCUUUUCCCUUUUAUAGAUUUUUAUCAUCUUAUAUUCAACUUUUACUCAAUGUUUUGCCUUUUAAAUACAGAAUCUCUGGGUUACUGAAGGGUUGACAUUGACUGUUAAAUGCAUGUAAUACAGAGUGAACAUCACACACACACACACACACACACAUACAAAUGAUUAGACUGUUCACAUGAAUGCACAUUGAAAUGCAACUUAAAUACCAGAAAUAAUUUUUCCAAGUAACGGUUGAUUUCUUUUUUACUCUUAAUGUAUGUUUGUGUACAUUCUGUAUAUCCAAGAUUUUUUGAAAAUAUAUCAACAAUUGUGUGUGCCUCACCUUUUUUACUCUUGAAAUGACAAUAAAAUGUUUUUGAGUGAAAUGAGCCUUUUUCCUGCAGCACACAGACAAAAGGCAGUUUGUGGCUGAAGAGCGCCUUCUGGUGGCCAGAAAAUCACCUCCAGUCCACGUCAAUACAUAUCUAAGAAAGCAAAUUAUUGUUUGGUAUAUUUAAUAUAUUCAUGUGUAUUUUUCAAUCACAAUGGAAAUAGACUCAACCUGCCCGUUUAAAUGUUUUACUUGGUUCUAAAAACAAAGAUCAAAUGAUAAUAUAUGGCGUUAUUUGAACUAUUAACUAUUAGUAUAAUUCUAUAGAAAGCACAUACUUAAUAAACUGGUCACAUUUGGCUUGAGACUUUCUAUAUAUUCUCAUUAUUUUCAGUUUUUACUAAAUCGUUGUUCUGGAGGAAAACACUGACUUCAUGUUCAUGUCAAAAGUCCAUCCCGAUUGAACCUGAACGUUAUGAAAG
Molecule: messenger RNA, 7613 nt
Organism: Pungitius pungitius (ninespine stickleback)
Lineage: Eukaryota; Metazoa; Chordata; Actinopteri; Perciformes; Gasterosteidae
Gene: abcc9
Product: ATP-binding cassette, sub-family C (CFTR/MRP), member 9
Exons: 42
Coding region: 388-5145 (1585 amino acids)
Biological process (GO): potassium ion transport; transmembrane transport
Cellular component (GO): membrane
Molecular function (GO): ATP binding; ATP hydrolysis activity; ABC-type transporter activity
Source: RefSeq, a predicted model, not a curated record